Molecule: messenger RNA, 2081 nt
Organism: Clupea harengus (Atlantic herring)
Lineage: Eukaryota; Metazoa; Chordata; Actinopteri; Clupeiformes; Clupeidae
Gene: kiss2
Product: kisspeptin 2
Exons: 2
Coding region: 1281-1802 (173 amino acids)
Source: RefSeq, a predicted model, not a curated record
UGAAGUCCACUGACAUCAAGGUGAAGUUUUGGAGAAUGCUGCAAGAGGCACGCGCGCCAUGCGGACGUGGAACAAGCCUCCGGACGUUUUGUGUGAAGUGUAGCAUUCAAAUUAUUAAAAAUUAAAAUGACUUAGAUAGAUUGAAUAUACAUAUUUUAUAAAUCAUAAUCAACAAGAAGAAGACAAAUACAGUAGCUAGUAAUAAUAUUGUUGGUAUUGCGUUGAUUACAGGUUUAAUCUGUUGUCAAGUGUGCGAGGUUUGGACAUAAGGUGUGUUUUUUUAUGCUGAUGACCAUCGUCUGAUUAUUAUUUGUAUACAGGCCAGACAUACCUGGGAGGGAGUGCACCAACCCCUUGGUCCUUGCUGUUGUUUGUGUGUCAGCUGGGGGAGGCAUGAAUCUCCUCCCUUGUCCAGAGUUCACAUUGCGGUCCGUACACUUUUAAAAACAUUGGAACUAUGAAGGAGUAUAGCUGAUAAUGGACCGCAAUUGCUAUGACAACCGCAGGGUUAUAAAGGGCACUAAUGUAAUGUUGCCUGCAGAGCUGAAAAAGAUUGGGAACCUUGUUAAUUUAGAGAGCUCAUUUAUUUGUUAUCUCUGAAAGUCUGUAUUUAAGUGUGUUGGUCAGCUCUAGCCUAUUAAGGCAAUCAGGUUGACACAAUAGGGAAGAUGAGAUGAUUCAGUUGUUGUUGUUUUUUUUUUUUUUUUACAAAUAGCCACAGUCACAAACUUCUAUAAAUCGUUCUGUCAAUUUGUCUUACAUGUAGUUUAAGUCUUAUGUCUUGUUCUGUCUUUGCCAAUCCCCUUUAUUAAUAACCAUGCAGUCGACAGUGUCUGUAGGUUUUAUUUAACAGUUUAACUUUUUAGCACAGUAAACGGACAGGUUAUUAUUGUCAUUAUUAUUUCUGUUUUUGUGAAAACGGGUGACAUGUAUGUUCUUGCAAACUAAUACUGUUAUCUAAAAUAUCUGUAAGGUACGGGCAGGAUGUAAACACAUUUUGAAUAAUGGCCUCGCUGUGCACUGGUGAACGUUAGUUCCUGGAAACGUCAAUUACGCAUUAUGGCUGGUGCGCGCGAGCCCGCACCAAUUUGGUGGUUGCCAGCGCAUUCGCUCGAUCCCCGUGCUUGAUGGACUCGGUCAUUAAAGGGUAACUCACAGAGGUAUAUAUGCACAGCGACUGGUUAUGUUUGGAGAAAAGCGGAUUGCCUACAGCAGACGCUGCGUGAAAUUUUGUAUGCGCGUCAGAUAACUUUGGAUAUCUAUUAAACAUCCCAAAAGGCAUGAGAAUGCACGCGCUUUUACUAAUUUCAGCAAUAAUUUGCCAAUAUGGAGCAACGGGGACUUUGAUGUACGACUAUGAACAACCAGAGCUUACCAGCACGCAAGGUAAAUGUACUUUCCCCUUCAUUCGGGAAAUCCAUUAUGCCAGUGUUCUUAUUGAAAAAAAGGGGGAUAAAAUGUGUCAACAAGGAAAUUUCUUUGAUUAUAUGAAUGAAUACAACUUCAUUUCUGCAGAGCCUGCACCUGUUAAGGUUCGCCGGUACGCAGAGGUAGCUCGGAGAGAGACCGACAGCCCAGGAGCGCCAGAAGAUGAGGCCCUUUGCUUACUGUCAAAGGAGAGAGAUGCCGUGAUGCACCUCUCCUGCAAACAGAGAUUAACUCGGAGUAAAUUUAAUAUCAACCCGUUUGGACUGCGAUUCGGGAAACGCCAGGAUCUCCUCAACACACCAGCUGCAAAAUCAGGAACCCGAAAGCUCCUGCCUAUUUUACUCUACCUUCGGGACCUGCAGAUAGCCACCUGAAAUCCACUGAUACUAGACUACUUAAUCGAAGUCUUACAUAUUUUCUUUUGGGUAUGAACUGUUCAUACUGUGUUAUUCGUGUUGUACUUGUGUGUACCUUUGUUAUCGAGUCAAAAACAACAGUUCAUGUAUGCUGUUAGGCAGUGAAUGAAUAAUAAAUGUUUUUAUACCCUACUCUUUCUCUGUUAAUAGAUCGGAAGAAAUUGCCAUCUUUCUGUUCUGCAAGAUUUAAAUUACAACUUUAUUAUAAAUUCAGUCAUUAUUCCUAUCUUGUGCCGU